This is a messenger RNA of Paramuricea clavata, 998 nucleotides long. NCBI's taxonomy places the organism in Eukaryota, Metazoa, Cnidaria, Anthozoa, Malacalcyonacea, Plexauridae. The record is from the annotation of a GenBank genome assembly.
AGAGUGUCAAAUAUCAGUCAUGCCUACUUUAACAGCAGCACUCGUGAAAUCAGUGGCUCUUUUGUUGUCCACAUUCACACUGUAUGCGAGUUUUAACUCGAUUUACCACCUAUCCAAACUCCAGUUGUGUGAUCCGAGCAACAACAUGUCUUCGACAGUAUUCACAAGCGACACUUUGCCUACGGACGAGCGGCUUAUGGCUACAAUUGGCAAUGGGUUCUUGGCAACAAGUGUUUUUAGUGAUUCUGUAUUUGUUAGCGGAGUUUACAAUGGUCGUCGCCGCGAACCUAGUCACAGAGCAAGGGUGCCUUCGACCGCUGCAAUACGCAUGUCUCUUGUAGACAAGGAUGUCACAACGAGUACUAUGUACUCUUUAGAUGUCCAGAAAGGUGUAUUUACCCAUCGCGUUGAAGGAAGUGGAUUUAUUGUGGAAGAAUUAAUAUACACACAUAGGAAACUACCGAAUCUACUUGUGGUUGAAAUUAGGGUACAAAAUUCGCAAGAUAAACCAUUAAAGGUUGGCUUGUCUAAAACGCAUGGCAACAAGAGCGAAGAUUUAGACUUUACUGAGGUUCCUAAAAGUGAACUUCCCCCUGGCAGCUCGGAUCUGGAAGCAAAAUAUGGUUUUAUUAGCACGACCGAGGAAGCGAAUAGCGAAAGAGUCGGCGUUGCUGUAGUUUGGAGCAAAGUGCCCGAGUUAUUAGUCAUUCAGCCAAAAACCAAUCAAACAUUCUAUUUUGUGACUGCCAUUGUUUCAACCUUGAAUACGGUCGGUAACUUGGAAAGUGCGUUUAGUUGUCACAAGGAAGCUCUGAUGCUCGCAAAGGCUGGUGGUCUGUUAGCUGCGCACACGGAGGCAUGGGCCGAGCUCUGGCAGCAGUCUGGGAUCGAGAUUGAAGGGGAUUUUAAGUUGGCGCAAGCGGUCCACGGUAGCUUGUAUUAUACCCUUAGGUAAACGUUCAAUUUUUGGCUUGUGUUUCACAAUUCACGUCAGGGGC